This is a messenger RNA of Leishmania braziliensis MHOM/BR/75/M2904, 2643 nucleotides long. RefSeq names its product putative UDP-GlcNAc:PI a1-6 GlcNAc-transferase. Gene Ontology annotation, biological process: GPI anchor biosynthetic process. The coding region runs from base 1 to 2643 and encodes 880 amino acids. Lineage: Eukaryota; Euglenozoa; Kinetoplastea; Trypanosomatida; Trypanosomatidae. The record is from RefSeq and is a predicted model, not a curated record. Gene Ontology annotation, cellular component: endoplasmic reticulum; membrane. The transcript has a single exon.
AUGCCGCGCUCUAGCACAACCGAAAUAUGUAUGCUCGUGUGGCCGGUCUCGCCCGCCACGCAGAUCCUGGGUGCGAACGACUCCAUUGCGUGGGUGGUAGGGUGGAAUGACCGACGCCUGUACAUCAUUGUGACGUGGUUUCUGCGAAACUGCACAUUGGAGGAGGCAAAGGCAGAGCUACAGAAAAUCAGGUGUGUCCUGCAGAACUACAACGGAAAUAUGCCAGAGAUGCCGUACAGUAGUCUGACUAUCCUCGGCUGCGUGCGACCCAGCAGCACUUCUCACGGCUCUAACCUGUACUCCGUCGCGGAGGAGGAAGACAUCCGCGACGCACGUAGGAGCAGCUAUCUCUGGCUGGAACUGCUUGAAGGCCCAGUGUUGGCGGAGCUGUGGUGCUGUGGUGCGCGCGUGCAGCCUUGCCAACUGCAUGUUGUGCGGUGUGAUCCAGCCAAGGCGCUUUCCAUUAGUCCCACCAUCUUCUCGGCCACAGCGCUCUACGGGGUAUCGGGGGUGCGCCAGCUGCAGAGCGGGAUCGUGCCGGUGUGCGCACCAGGGGCGAGCUCGAACCUGGAAGGCGUUCUUCUUCCGGGGGUCAUGCGCAAGGAAGCGGGGCCGCGCGUGCUCAAGCGAGAUCAGCAACGCUGGCGCAACACGAGCUUCGUGAGUGACUCCAUCACGAUGCCCGCCGAGGACAGUUUAUCCGACCGCGACACGGUGGAACAGUCUGGUGUGCUAACAGGCAGGCGUCGGGAAAUGUUUGUCAACAGUAACAUCAGUUUCGCGACCCAUUCCACCAGCUUUGGGGAAGACGCUUUGGCCAGCCCGGAGUGGCAUCGGAACAGCUCCCUGCGCGACCGCCUGGCAGCCGGUCCGGAGGAACGCUUUACACCCUUGGAAGGCGACGAUAGCGGGGUGACAGCGCCGGUCAGCACGGCGACGCUGAGUGACUCGGAAAUAGAGCAGGUGGACAGCGGCGAUCGAAAGAGGGGGUGGCGGUCGUCGUCGCACUUCGAGAAGCACCGCGCUCGGAGUACGCUGGCCCCGCCGCAGAGUAUCGACCCACCGCCACCGGCGGGUGUGCCACCUCGCCUUGACUUCACCUCGACCACCGACAGGGCAGAGAUGAGCAUCCUUCUGGCAACAAUGCGCGCCGGCCGAAAUGUGCGCCGCGUCAUGCAGAAGGAGGAGUUGGACAACUACGUCAAGGAAGAAACCGUGGAACCGCUGACGGGAGUACUAAAAUACGCUGUCGACUUCAUCUUCAGCUACGUCAUCGGUCUCUUGAAACUCCUGCGUUUCAGCAAGACAGCAGAGCUGCUGCUCUACCGAACGUCUGAGUUUGUGCACUUCUUGUGUGCCGUCAGCUUCGCCAACGACUCCUGCGGCCUCCAUCCGGUGCUGCCGCACCAAGUCUCGCCCUACGCUAAUCGCCGCUAUGUCUGCAUCUUUGGCUACAUAUCGCGCUGCGCGGUGGACCUGGUGCUUGGAGUGCUCGUUUACUUGUGCGUGUCAGCCUGGGGCCCGUCCCUCUUUGUCGCCUCGCAGCACGUGGCGCGUCACUUCCUGUACGAAAUGCACGCUGCCUACAUGGACUGGUUUGACGGCUACCCGGCCGGGCUGAAGGUAAACGAAGACCUGAACAUGGCGCUCUGCUUCUUCGCCAAGUGCGUGCUGGAGGUGUGGGAUGCGCUGCUGAGGUGGUCUCCUGCCACGCUGCCGAGUCUCGUAUCCUUCCAAUCGGACUCGUUGGCAGUGGAGGCGUACUUGAACAGCACAGUCGCUGCUGUCGGUACGGCGGCGCCGUUGUCAACGUUGUCCUACCCUGCCUCCGAAGAUCAGCUUCAAGCAGUGUACGAGUGGAUCCGCCUGUCGCUUCACCUGCGGAUCUUCUGCCUUCUCGGCUGCAGCACCGCUGCUGCCCUCGUCUCCGACAUCACGGGCCUCGUUUCGCUGCACCUACGCUUCCUUUACCACGCCGUCGCGUUGCCAUACCGCUUUGCUCGUGUCUUGCUCACGAACCUUUUUCGUCAGUUCUACGGCGUCAAGUACAACCCCCUGCGCAGGCGCUACGACAGCUACCACUUCCAGGUGGAUCAGAUGCUCGCCGCCACGUUUCUCUUCGUCAUCAUCAGCUUCCUCUUUCCCACGCUGGCCGUGUACUACCUGUACUUUGCCUUUGUGCUGGCUAUGAUUUGGUACGCGGAGACAUGCAUGGAGUCUGUCGCCUACCUCUCCCUCCACGUGCCGGUCUUUCCGAUUGUGUACUGGCUGUGGAUGCGACAUCAACUAAGUGGAGGGGUGGCGCUCUCGAGCCCCGUCAUUACCAGUGUGCGUCAACUCCUCAGCUGUGGCAGCCCCCCAGGCAGCCACGAGGAGGCGCUCGCCUCCCACACGGUCGAGGUGACGGUGGAGGCGUUGCCGCUUCCACUAUCCCUCAUGCUGACUGAUUUCUUCGUUGUUGUCGACAUCAUUAUGGCACGCCUGCGACCGACAAAGGUAGCCUUGUUGGUGCUGCACGGCAGGAUGGCGUACUCCCCGAAGAUGACUGACGUUAUCGGACCUCAUCUUCUGACGAACUGCGUGUCGCCACAGUGCACCCUGUGCACCCCGCCACCCGAGAAGGUUGUCUUGAAGGACAAAUGA